Schistocerca cancellata (South American locust) is the source of this 1726-nucleotide messenger RNA. RefSeq lists its product as uncharacterized. NCBI's taxonomy places the organism in Eukaryota, Metazoa, Arthropoda, Insecta, Orthoptera, Acrididae. Bases 46 to 1290 code for a protein of 414 amino acids. The transcript is spliced from 6 exons. The record is from RefSeq and is a predicted model, not a curated record.
GCGGACGCGGACGUAGAUGCGCCAGUCCUGUCUGACGACGCCGCGAUGAACGCGGCCGAAACCAUCACGCUCGAGUUUUUGCAGGACCUCCUGGGCGGCGGAGACCCUCCGGUCACCGUCACCAGCUUCCAGGUGCGGUCGGGCGCGGGCACGGGCGACAACUACACGUCGACGCUGUACCGCGUGAGCGUGCGCGGCACGGUGGGCGGGGCGCCGUGGCGGCGCUCCCUCAUGUGCAAGUGCCUGCCCGCCGACCCGGAGCAGCGGCAGGUCUUCAAGUCGGACCUGCUCUUCCGCAACGAGGUCGCCUUCUACACUGAGGCGCUGCCCGCGCUCCUGGAGUUCCAGCGCGAGGCGGGCGGCGGCGGCGCGUGGCGCGGCGUGGCGCGCUGCCUGCUGGCGCGGGGGGACCUGCUGGUGCUGGAGGACCUGGCGGAGCGCGGCUUUCGCAUGGCGGACCGCCGCCGCGGCCUGGACGCCGCGCACUGCGGCGCCGCGCUGCGCCAGCUGGCGCGCCUGCACGGGCUCGCGCUCGCCAUGAAGCGCCGCCGCCCCCAGCGCUUCCGGCAGCGCGUCGCCGGCGCCCUCGCGGAGACCUUCUUCGUCGCCGACAACAGCGCCUGGUACCGCGAGUACUACCGCUCCGCCGCCGACAACGCCGUUGCCAUGGUGGGCAAGUUCCUGGCGGAGGAGGACGGGGAGGCGGGCGCGCGCUACCUGCAGAGGCUGCGCGACUUCGCCUGCGACGGCGACUUCUUCGGCCGCAUGGUGGCGCUGGUGCAGCCGCGCGAGCCGCUGGCCGUGCUCUGCCACGGCGACUGCUGGACCAACAACCUGCUCUUCCGGUACGGCGACGACGGCGCCAUUGUCGAGGUGUGCCUGAUCGACUUCCAGAUAGCGCGGUACGCGUCGCCCGCGCUGGACAUCAGCAACCUGCUGUACGUGUGCACCACGCCAGAGAUGCGCGCGCAGCACGGCCGCCAACUGCUGCGCGACUACCACAGCUCGCUGGUCGACACUCUGCGGGGGCUCGGCUGCGAACAGCCCUCCGCUGAAGAACUCUGGGACAUGCUCGAGGUGGAGAUGCGAGACUGCGGCCGCUUCGGUCUGGGCCUCGCGCUGGACAUGCUGCCUAUCACGACGUGCGAGACUGGAGAAAUGCCCCGGCUGCGAGAGGGCGGCGAUUCUGGAGCUGGUGUCGGCCCAGCCUGGAGCUACCAGUGCACCGAGGAGUGCGCGAGGCGCAUGGCGGGGCUCGUCAAGGAGCUGGUGGACAGUGGUCAACUGUAGCGGUGUCUGGGACGCCGCGCACCCCUCUCCAGUACAGGCGGCAUCGAGAACUCGCUACCCACCGGCAAAGUGCUCAGCUGCUUGCGGCCAUCUGGAGCGUGCCCUCUGUCUGAGAGCAGCUGCUCUUCGGGCACACAUCCGCUGGCGACUAUUGACUUCUAAAGCCAUACAUUUUAUUAUUAUUCAAGUGUGGGUCCUGCUGGACCACACAAUGUAUACUACAAAGGUCAUUACAGAAUUUUACUUCAGCCCUUCUUUUUACCUCCACUUUUUCAGAAUGCGCUAUUUCCCUAUCCUCUAAGUAAUUCUGGUCUUCUUGGGUUCUUCUGCCUGGUACAAAGCCGAGUCCUGAAAUUAUUCCGUAUUGCGUUUUCUGUUUUAUUGUCUCUGAAUCAAGGUCAUCUAUUUAUUCUACUUUUUAUUUAUUUUUAUUUAU